ACGAAACUUCACAUAAACAGUGCGCGAUCACGUGAUUUUUCAGAAAAGAUGGCCUUUCUGCAAUGGAGGAGGUUCAACUUCUUUGACAAGGAAAUUCUUAAGGACACAGAGAGUGACCAGGUCUAUGACAAAUUAAAGGAUGUGAACAUCUCGGCCUGUGUGAGUGGGCGGGGCCAGCUGAUCGUGGGGGACCAUGAAGGUUAUGUCUACCUGAUCAACAAACAGCUGAGCCUCAACAUGUUCAAGGCGUACGAGAUCCGAGUGUCGCACCUGUACCAAUUAAAACAGCACAAUCUCCUCGUCUCCAUAGGGGAAGAUGAACAGGGCAUUAACCCUCUUAUCAAAGUCUGGAAUUUAGACAAGAUGGAAAAAGGAGGACCUCUUUGUACCAGAAUUAGCAGAGCCAUUCCCAAUAACAAAGCUACACCAGUUACAUGUUUAGUUGUCCAUGAAAACUUGAACUGGAUGGCAGUAGGCUUUGAGAAUGGGAGUGUCAUGCUAUUCAAGGGCGAUGUAACCAGAGACAGGCACAACAAGUCCAGGAUUGUCCAUGAAACCUCCAGGCCAGUAACUGCCUUGGAGUUUAGAACCCAGGGCAAAAAUAUUUUCCUAUUCGUGGUGACAGAAGCUAGUGUUGUCUCCAUCAAUAUCUCAGGGAAACAAGACGCCAAGAACACACUGGAACAGUUUGGUGGUAAGCUGGGCGGUGUGGUAAUGAGUGACCACAAUCAGGACAACCAGCUCGUGGUGGCCAGGCCAGAUGCAGUGUAUUUUUACCAGUCAGAUAGCAGGGGACCUUGUCUCGCCUUUGAAGGGGAGAAGUUACGCCUCCACUGGUUCAGGAACUAUCUGAUCGUAGUCGGCAAAGAGGACAAAACUCUGCCAAGGCCUGUACAGUUGGGAGGACAGACCAUGGAGAUGAACAUCGUCACUGUGUACGACAUCCAGAACAAGUUCAUUGCUUACUCUGCCCCCUUUCCUGAUGUCAUCGACGUCCUCUCUGAGUGGGGCUGUGUGUACAUUCUAGGAGGAGACAGAAAGAUAUAUCAAUUGCAAGAAAAAGAUACUCAGACCAAAUUAGAAAUGUUGUUCAAGAAAAAUAACUACACACUAGCCAUCAGUCUGGCUAAAAGUCAGCAGUACGACCAGGAGGGGCUGAUAGACAUCUUCACGCAGUACGGGGAUCAUCUAUACAGCAAGGGGGACCACGACGGAGCCAUAGACCAGUACAUCAAAACCAUCGGCAAACUCGAGGCCUCCUACGUCAUUCGGAAGUUUCUAGAUGCCCAGAGAAUCCACAACCUGACUAAGUACCUGCAGGCCCUCCACAAACAACAGCAGGCGACGGAGGAACACACCACACUCCUCCUGAACUGUUACACCAAGCUCAAGGAUGUCAACAAGCUCGACGAAUUCAUCAUGACCAAGGACCGGGAGGUGGACUUUGACGUAGAGACAGCCAUCAGGGUCUGUAGACAGGCAGGCUACUUCGAGCAUGCUCUGUUCCUGGCCGAGAAGCACGGUAAACACGAGUGGUACCUUCGGAUCCAGCUCGAGGACAUCAAGCAGUACCAGAGGGCACUCCAGUACAUCAGCAAGCUCGAGUUCUCCGAGGCUGAGAAAAAUGUGAAGAGAUAUGGAAAAGUGUUGAUGGCAGAGGUGCCCCAGGAAACUACAGAGCUGCUUAAAAGACUGUGUACGGACUACCGCCCGACGGACAAGCCACUAGUUGACCAAAAUAUGUAUGAUGGAACAGUUGGCCACAUUGAGAAGGCGCAGGCAGAAAACUUCAUCCACAUCUUUGUCAACAACUCGGAAAGGUUGACUGAGUUCUUGGAACACAUGAUUAGGGUCCAGCCUAACUCUCCGAGUCUACUCUACAACUCCCUGUUAGAGCUGUACCUACAUGACAUUGUACACGAGACCGACAGCAUGAAAAAAACAGAGCGAGUGAGGAAGACAGAGGAACUACUCAAGAACCCAGAUGCCAAGUAUGACUUAGACCAGGCCAUGGUUCUGUGUCAGAUGAACGACUUCAAGGUCGGGAUUUUGUACCUGUAUGAAAAAGCCCACCUAUACCAGCAGAUACUGAGGUACCACAUGGAGCAUGACGACUAUGUAAACGUCAUAGAAACCUGUAAAAAGUUUGGACAACAAGACUCUAACUUGUGGGUACAGGCGCUAUCAUACUUUGCCAGGAAGGAGGAUGAUUGUAAACCUCAGCUGAUGGAGGUCCUAUCCCAAAUAGACAAGAAGAACCUUCUGCCUCCAUUACUUGUGAUUCAAACCUUGGCCCAUAAUUCCACAGCGACAUUGUCUGUUGUUAAGGACUAUAUCAUUCGAAGGCUGCAGAUGGAAAAUGACCAAAUCGCCGAAGACGAGAGGUUGAUAAAGCAGUACAGAGAAGAUACGGACAAAAAGCGGGCGCAAAUCGAGGAACUGAAGACAACGGCCAAGGUAUUUCAGGCUUCCAAGUGUAACAUUUGUAACCACCCCCUGGAGCUGCCAUCUGUUCACUUCUUGUGCGAGCCCCACUCCUACCAUCAGCACUGCUUUGAAAGUUAUGCUGAAAACGACUCCGAGUGUCCAGUUUGUGCUGCAGAAAACAGGAAAAUCAUGGAUAUCAUUCGAGCCCAGGAACAAAGCCGAGAUCUUCACGAACAGUUCCAUAAUCAGUUACAAAGAUCUCAAGAUGGCUUCUCAGUGGUGGCAGACUACUUUGGGAGAGGAGUUUUCAAUAAGGUGACCCUGAUCACGGAUUCACCUGCCAGACAGACCUCUAAAUCCCCGGCCACCAGCCGGUAUGUGUAGAUUUCACCGGGUGGCGGGUGAUGCCAGUAAUGGUUACCCAGGCAGCGGUACAGCAGACCCCAGGAGUCGUGAUGACUUGCCUGACACACAAACACACUACCGGAGCUAGAUCUGGGACUCCUCAGUGCAAUAUUGUUAUCUUGUGAUCGCUUUGUUUCAGCAAACCUAAGUGUAAUUGUUUUGAAUGGAUUAUAUGUAUAUAAUUAUUAAAACAUUUGAUGUUUUUAACAA
Messenger RNA from Magallana angulata, 3042 nucleotides. Its product is annotated as vacuolar protein sorting-associated protein 11 homolog. Gene Ontology annotation, molecular function: protein binding; protein-macromolecule adaptor activity. The record is from RefSeq and is a predicted model, not a curated record. Gene Ontology annotation, cellular component: endosome; HOPS complex. NCBI's taxonomy places the organism in Eukaryota, Metazoa, Mollusca, Bivalvia, Ostreida, Ostreidae. The transcript is spliced from 29 exons. Gene Ontology annotation, biological process: organelle fusion; vesicle-mediated transport; vacuole organization. The coding region runs from base 49 to 2811 and encodes 920 amino acids.